AGGCGGGAAUGCGCGGGAGCAUGCGGCCUGGAGCUCCCGAACUAUAUCUCCCAGGCGGCUUCGCGGUAGCGCCUGCGCAGCGUCCUGGGCCGCCGUGUCCACUGAAUCUGAGAGAUAGGCGGGAGUGGACCGGAACGUGCAUUCGCCAGUUUCUGGGACCUUCGGGAUCCGCCACAGCUGUCGCGAUGCUUAUGAAAGGGCGCUUCCCCAUCCGGCGGACCCUGCAGUAUCUGAAGCAAGGCGACAUUGUGUUCAAGAACUCGGUCAAGGUUAUGACCGUAAAUUACAACACCCAUGGGGAGCUGAGCGAGGGAGCCAGGAAAUUUGUGUUUUUCAACAUUCCUCAGAUUCAAUACAAAAAUCCCUGGGUGCAGAUCAUGAUGUUCAAGAAUAUGACACCAUCGCCGUUUCUGCGGUUUUAUUUAGAUUCUGGUGAGCAGGUCCUGGUGGAUGUGGAGGACAAGAGCAACUUGGAGAUCAUGCAGCACGUCAAGAAGAUCUUGGGCAAGAAUGAGGAAGUCCUCAAGAGAGAGGAGCUAGAGAAAAAGAAGCUUUCUCACCCAGCUCAUUUUGGACCCAAAAAAUACUGCCUGCGGGAAUGCAUCUGUGAAGUGGAGGGACAGGUCCCCUGCCCAGCCAUUGUGCCUUUGCCCAAAGAGAUGACUGGCAAGUACAAAGCCACUCUGAAAGCCAAUGCUCAAGACUGAGGCUCCACGGUGGAGGCUUCCGGGACCUGGGAUAUGAGAGCCAGUGCUGGAAGCCAAAGGCCUGAAAGAGCAAGUGAUGGAGAGACAUGUGCUCAUGUGGUGUCAGCGGCCAGUAAGCUCCGGCGCUACUUCGUAUUCAGAAGGGCCCUGACACAAAGUUGGGAGUACAAGAAGACAAGGUGUGCCGGGGGGGGAGGGAGGGAGCUACAGGAAAAGACUGAAGUUUGCUAAUAAAAAACACUUAUUGACUCUAAAAUGUGGUUUCCUAGUUCUGUAAGACGAGGGAACACAAGUGUUUUCUAGGGAGUGAAAAUGGAAGACUGGGCCUAGAGUUGGUGUCAUUGGAUCUUGCCUGUCGAGAAGCCUCCAUUCCCCUGGAUUCCAAGUCUUAUUCCUUCUCCCCGUGUUCUUCACGCCUUAUGAGGACAAAUAUCCUCAGGAUUGAGGGCUGCAAGAGGUGCUCCCGGGGUGGCUACGCCUGGGGUUUAUCAGCAUUUAUGGGACGACAGCAUACGGUUGUGGGGAUGCUUUGGCUAGUGUCGGAAUUUCAAAGUGAAUUUAAUUUUCUUCUGAUGGUUAAUUGAACUUCAUUUACUUGUCACAUGCUUUUCAAAGCUUAUCAGGUUCUCCUUCACUGUAAAGCAUUAAAACCUGGAAAUAUGCA
Molecule: messenger RNA, 1371 nt
Organism: Monodelphis domestica (gray short-tailed opossum)
Lineage: Eukaryota; Metazoa; Chordata; Mammalia; Didelphimorphia; Didelphidae
Gene: MRPS25
Product: mitochondrial ribosomal protein S25
Cellular component (GO): mitochondrion
Molecular function (GO): structural constituent of ribosome
Source: RefSeq, a predicted model, not a curated record